AUGAUUCACAAAGAUAUAUCUUUAUCCGUUCCAUCUAUCGAACCCCUCACCCCUUACGCCAAAGCACUACCCCAGACUCCCAUACCGUCACAUCUGCCUCUUCCUUCCGUUACUAUAAAGGAUAAAUCUCUUCUACCCACGUUUGAUCCUUUUAUUCACCGGUACAUACCCCACUAUUACAGCUUCCUACCUAUUACCAUUUAUUUCUCUUCUCCUGGACGUUCCUUCUCUUUGUGCCAUCUUUCGGAUUUUCUUUCUGCCUCCAGCUCACGUAUUUUCCCGCCACUACUGUUCAUAAUCCGUCUCUCUUUCUCCUUCCUACGCUAUGCCUUCAGACUGUUUCUCCAUCUUAAAUUCUUAUACCAUCGCCCGAAGUCACAGACCCGUGCCAAUCGACAUUGUCCACCCUUUCUUUUGACCAUCAAUCCCUCUGUCUCAUCGUCUGCCCUCUUUUUCGCCCAUUCGUUCAUUUCGACAAGCCGAUCCAAGACUGAAAGGGGAACGGGCGCCCCGAUCCCUUUGAUAGUUACUCGCUAG
Acanthosepion pharaonis is the source of this 537-nucleotide messenger RNA. NCBI's taxonomy places the organism in Eukaryota, Metazoa, Mollusca, Cephalopoda, Sepiida, Sepiidae. The record is from the annotation of a GenBank genome assembly.